CGUCUUCCAAUAUGGCUUUCUCUCCAUUAGCUGGCAAUGGGGCCGAGUGCGGCCCAUCGAAUCCUAUGGCAGGACUCAUGAAGCAAUUUCAUCAGGAUCGCUCGCUACAACAGGACCGCUUUGUACAAGAUAGAGCUGGCGAAAGCUCACGUUCGGCGUUUCGCUCGAGAAAUCAAACGAGACCCAUGGGUGGCUCUCAGUUAACAGAGGAGUUCUUUCGGGACGAAGCAUUGGAAAAGGGCCCACAUAAUCGAUUUGAAUUCAGUGAGCUUGGCAAGGAACUGGAGAACAUUCAUCCUGGUAUGACGGAGGCUCCUGAAUGGGCAACUGACUUCAUGCGAGAACAACCCGUUAUCAUGAACGACCGACAUCAAAUGGAAGAAUUCGAUAAUGCAUUUCAACAACAUUUUUCUCAUUUCCAGCAAUCACAUAACCAUACACUGGCACCCAAAGAAUUAGAGGCAUUUGAACGAGCAUUUGAUGAGGCACAUCAUGGUGCGGCAGUUGAUUGGGAAACCGAGUUUGCGAAUCAAGAAGACUCUUGGGCCGCCGAGUUUUCCAAGCAAGAGACCGAGAAUAUCGUAGCUGGAAGUGAAAAAGAAGCUCUCGCUAAGACAGCUGGCAUGCUGUUAGAAUCCAUUGAUAUGGAGUCCAACCCAAAAUUCAAAAGCUCCAAUUUCCUGCAGUUUAUGCGACAACUUAGGGAUAGUGAAGUAUCCAUUGAAGGAAGCAAAGUGGUUCCUGCUAAUGGAGAAUCUUCAUGGGCAUCCGAGUUUGCUGGCGGCGAAACAUCCGGUAAUUGGGCCAGUGAGUUCAACCAAGGAACGUCGCAAGGUGCGAAGGAUGGUAACAUGUGGUCUGAGGAAUUUGCCAAAGGAGCUGAACGUGGAUGGGUCGAAGAUUUCACUUCGACUUCGGGACCUGUAAACACUGUCGCUGACCCUAUCAAUGUCCCUGAUGACUGGGCAACCGAGUUCACCAACGACCCUGUCAAUGCUGCACAAAUGGAGGAAGCCUUUGCCAAAGGUACUGAAUUUCAAGACUGGGUUCAACAAUACCAUGCCAACAUCGCUCAUCUCAAAACGGCACAAGAUGCUGAAUGGGAAGGCAUGCAAAAAGAUUGGGAAAAGUACAAGCCUGAUCAAGGUCUAGGAUACAGAGCCAGUAAUCCCGAGUUUGAUGAAUAUGGUUUCCACCCCACCAACCCAUAUCUAUCAAGAGCCAUGCCUAUCGAUGUAAAUCACGCACACAACUUGAGCGAUUCUAUUCUGGCGCUGGAAGCCAAAUUACAGCUUAACCCAUCUGAUGCCUCUUCAUGGCAGCAACUUGGUUUCCGACAACAGGAAAAUGAACGAGAUGGUGCAGCCAUUGCCGCCCUGCGCAAAGCCGUGUCCAUGGACCCCACUUUGCUUGAUGCCUGGCUGGCUCUGGCUGUCAGCUACACCAACGAAAAUUGCCGAGCAGAUGCAUAUGAUUGCUUAGAGGCAUGGUUGCAGAACAAUGAAAAAUACAAGCACAUUUCCAGAUCACAUGGACUCAAGGGCAAGAUGGUGGGUGCUGACCGACACGCGUUUGUUACCGAUUUGUUCCUGGAAGCCGCACGAUCGUCUCCUGGUGAAGAAAUGGAUGCUGAUGUGCAAGUCGGUCUUGGAGUUCUGUUCAAUGUGUCUGAGGAAUAUCAAAAGGCUGUAGACUGCUUCAAGGCUGCUCUUGCCAGCCGACCACAGGAUUAUCUUUUGUGGAAUAAGCUUGGUGCAACUCUUGCUAAUUCCCAUGAAACCUCGGCUGCCAUUGACGCAUACUUCAAUGCUCUCGAAAUUAACCCUUCCUACAUUCGUGCGCGAUACAAUCUGGCCAUCAGUUGCAUCAAUUUGGGGCAACACAAGGAGGCUGCUGAACAUCUAUUAACAGCUUUGGCUUUGCAACAAUCCAGUGAAUCCACAGCCACCGACACUCCUUUGAUCGAUGAGAACGGUAAUCAAUAUACGGUUCCUGGUGGAAUGUCAGAUAACGUUUGGGACAGCCUUCGAAUGGUCAUGUUUAUGAUGAAUCGACAAGAUCUGGCUGCUCAUUGCGACGGUAGAAACUUGGAAGCCUUUCGAGGAAUUUAUGACUUUUGAGCAUCGCCAAAGGAAACAAAAUGAGACUGUACAAUGCUUGAAUCAUCCUUGGGUGACGACUGCCAAUUAUGAUGGAAGACGUUCAUUUCGCUUCCGUUGCGACCAGCAAACGUAAACCUCCCAACAUGUACUUAUAC
This is a messenger RNA of Umbelopsis ramanniana AG, 2257 nucleotides long. RefSeq lists its product as uncharacterized. The transcript has 7 exons. The record is from RefSeq and is a predicted model, not a curated record. Lineage: Eukaryota; Fungi; Mucoromycota; Umbelopsidomycetes; Umbelopsidales; Umbelopsidaceae. Gene Ontology annotation, molecular function: protein binding. Gene Ontology annotation, biological process: protein import into peroxisome matrix, docking. Gene Ontology annotation, cellular component: peroxisomal membrane; cytosol. The coding region runs from base 12 to 2120 and encodes 702 amino acids.